This is a messenger RNA of Aspergillus alliaceus, 1434 nucleotides long. Its product is annotated as MFS transporter. Gene Ontology annotation, cellular component: membrane. The record is from RefSeq and is a predicted model, not a curated record. NCBI's taxonomy places the organism in Eukaryota, Fungi, Ascomycota, Eurotiomycetes, Eurotiales, Aspergillaceae. Bases 1 to 1434 code for a protein of 477 amino acids. Gene Ontology annotation, molecular function: transmembrane transporter activity. The transcript is spliced from 11 exons. Gene Ontology annotation, biological process: transmembrane transport.
AUGAGCAACGCUAUGAGCCAGAAUACUUUUGACAGGGUUGUCCAAUUGGCUGAAGAUGACCCUGUGCAUCCCUAUAACAUAGGUUUAGCUAGAAAGUGGCUGGUUGUUACUAUUGUAUCGCUCUGUUCACUUUGCGUGGCAUGCACAUCUUCGAUAUACACAACAACAUACGACCAACUCUUCAAUAAGUUUCACUGUUCCCGCGAGGUUGCGACUCUGGGCCUAUCACUGUUCGUAUUUGGCAUGGGCUUCGGUCCAUUGAUUUCAGGUCCUUUAUCCGAGCUUUACGGGCGUAGGAUCAUUUUUCUCACUUCAUUCACAUGCUUUCUUAUAUGGCUCGUACCUUGUGCUUUGGCGAGAAACAUCCAAACACUACUCAUCGCUCGGUUCUUCAAUGGGUUUGCAGGCAGCGCCUUCCUCAGUGUUGCAGGAGGCACAGUAGGUGACUUAUUUCCUCGGCAUCAGCUGGCUGCUCCAAUGAUGGUGUCUACCGCAAGUCCCUUUGUUGGACCUGAGCUUGGGCCUCUUGUAGGUGGGUUUGUAAACCAGUAUGCAAAUUGGCGAUGGACCUUUUACACCCUACUGUCCUGGGCUGCAGCAAUGCUGGUCUUUAUUUACGUAUUUGUGCCCGAAACCCAUCAUCCAGCCAUCCUGACACAAAAGGCACAAGAGAUCAGAAAGCAGACCGGAAACCCGUGGCCGCUUGGACCAAGCGAGAGUGCUAACCUCGCUCCGAGCCAGUUGAUCCUCCGUUCCGUCGUCAGACCGGUCAUGCUCCUGACUUUAGAACCUAUGUGCCUAAGCCUCUGCAUAUAUUCUUCACUCUUGCUGGGCAUACUUUAUCUGUUCUUUGGCGCAUUCCAGAUUGUCUUUCAAUCCGUAUAUGGAUUUGAGUUAUGGCAGCGUGGGAUCACCUUUAUCAGUCUUCUUGUUGGGAUGAUCCUGGCCGUUCUUUCAGAUCCAUUUUGGCGCUCGAACUACCAACGGCUGGAAAGAGAUCAUCAUGCCCAAAAUGGCGAAGGCUCAGGAUUCUACCCGGAAUGGAGGCUUCCUCCAGCUAUAGCGGGAGCACCCUUGGUAACAAUGGGGCUUUUCAUUUUCUUGUGGACAACCUACAAAAGUAUUCACUGCAUCGUCCCGAUGAUCGGAAGUGCACUUUUCGGAGCUGGCACAAUUCUGGUCUAUUCGGGGAUCUUUACGUUUCUCAUCGACGCUUACCCAAGCUACGCUGCCAGCGCCUUAGCGGCGAACAGCUUUACUCGAUCGACAUUCGCAGGAGCCUUCCCACUGUUCGGGACCCAGAUGUAUGAACGCUUAGGGCUACACUGGGCCUCGUGUUUGCUCGCGUUCCUUACUUUGGUGAUGUUGCCGUUCCCGUAUAUAUUCUACAACUACGGGCCACAACUUCGCAAAAGAAGCCGAUUUACCUCGUAG